Molecule: messenger RNA, 321 nt
Organism: Diplodia corticola
Lineage: Eukaryota; Fungi; Ascomycota; Dothideomycetes; Botryosphaeriales; Botryosphaeriaceae
Product: replication factor a protein 3
Exons: 3
Coding region: 1-321 (106 amino acids)
Biological process (GO): base-excision repair; mismatch repair; nucleotide-excision repair
Cellular component (GO): DNA replication factor A complex; site of double-strand break; nucleus
Molecular function (GO): single-stranded DNA binding; damaged DNA binding
Source: RefSeq, a predicted model, not a curated record
AUGGCCGAGCAGACUCCCCGUAUCACGGCAGACUACCUCGAGAAGUUCACCCAUCGCACCGUACGCAUCCUCGGCAAGGUGACGCAGCUGCGCGGCGAGCAGGCCACCAUCGACGCCGGCGGGUCCAUCAACCUGCACCUGAACCGCGACUCCCAUCUGACAUUGAACAAUGCCGUCGAGGUCAUUGGCAAGGUCAACAGUGACUUGAGCGUGCGCGUUCUCACGUCCACUGACUUCGGCUCCAAUAUCGACUUCACUGCCGCCGAGGCAGUCGUCGAUGCGACGCAUCGCUACAAGGAAAUUUUCUACACCGAAGACUGA